Vicugna pacos (alpaca) is the source of this 3794-nucleotide messenger RNA. It is a transcript of the gene IFT80, whose product is annotated as intraflagellar transport 80. The record is from RefSeq and is a predicted model, not a curated record. Gene Ontology annotation, cellular component: intraciliary transport particle B; centrosome; cilium. Lineage: Eukaryota; Metazoa; Chordata; Mammalia; Artiodactyla; Camelidae. Gene Ontology annotation, molecular function: protein binding. Gene Ontology annotation, biological process: cilium assembly.
GGGAAGUAUCGCGGGAAGAGGGAGUGAGCGUAGCUUUUAGAAGUCGCUAUGGUGACGGGGAGGUUCGAGGCUUCUUGGUAAUGAGUGCCAGCUCUGAGCAAUUGCCACCGCCUUCCUGGAACUUAAGUGAAUACAAUCAAGUGGCAUCUAAAAAUUUUGCUGAAAAGUGGAGACAUGAGACUGAAGAUAUCUCUUUUAAAAGAACCAAAGCAUAUCCUUUUAAUACUUAUAAACCUUAUUGUGAUCACCUUACUACAGUAUUGUUCAAAGUUUUCUUCUAUUAUAGCCUAGUUGGAGAGUGGAUUUUUUUUCAUUCUUUUAAUAGUAGUUUAGCUGAAUUGUUUUUGAAAUAUUUGAGGUCAUGUGUUGCAUGUAAUUCUCCAAAGCAAACUGUCUGUUCUUAUUUUCGAAUUUUUAUUGAUGUUUUUCUUUUACUACUUAAGGACUACUGUGAAGUUUUUGUUUAGUCUAGUAUGAUCUUAAAGAGAAGCUUUUUAAAAAUCAAAUGAUUUUUUUCUUUUAGAUUCCACAUAUGAGUGAUAUCAUAUGGUAUUUUUCUUUCUCUUUCUGGCUUACUUCACUUAAAAUGAUGAUCUCCAGAUCCAUCCAUGUUGCUGCAAAUGGCAUAUUAAAAAAAAGAAAAGAAAAAAAUUUUUUAAUUAAAUAAUUUCUUUUGUUAGUGUGAUCUAGUAUUUUUCAUACGUAUGAUAAAGUGGAGGAUAAGCUGGGUAAGUCUGAACAGUUAGACUUUUAUUAUUCAUGUGGGAAGGUGGCAAUUAUAUUUUCUCAAACGCUUGACCCUAUGUUUUGUCAGUAAAAAUUCCCAAUUAUGUGUCAGGAAGAUAUGAUAGGCCCUUUUACCUUCAUUCUUAGUUAUUUAGAUCAGUGCUUCUAAAAGUAUCAUCUGCAGACUUUAUUGCAAGUCUGUGAAGAGAUAAAUACAGAAAUUGAAAGUAAGAGAGUUUAUUGAUUGCUUAGAUAAGUCAAUAAAAAGCAUUGGUGAGAAGAGGAGGAAGUAAAAUGAUUAUACAAUAACAACAAAAGAGCAAACCAACCAACCAGGAAUGAUGGGGUAGUGUUGAAAUCCACAUAUAAGCAGGAGAAAGCAUCCUUUAUAAAUGACAAACUGAAGUACCUUCUCUAGACACACAGUUUCAUGUGUAAUUUAAGCAGAAUUAGUAAGCUGUGUGGGCUGGACUACUGCUGAAGAACUGUAUUCGUGUAGUGAUGAUCACCAGAUAGUGAAGUGGAACUUGUUAACCAGUGAAACAAGUCAAAUAGUAAAGCUGCCUGAUGAUAUUUACCCGAUAGAUCUUCACUGGUUUCCGAAAAGUUUAGGCGUAAAGAAACAAACUCAAGCAGAAAGCUUUGUCCUCACAAGUUCUGAUGGUAAAUUUCAUCUGAUUUCUAAGUUAGGAAGAGUAGAGAAAAGUGUGGAAGCUCACUGUGGAGCAGUACUUGCAGGACGAUGGAAUUAUGAAGGAACAGCAUUAGUUACAGUUGGAGAAGAUGGACAAAUAAAAAUCUGGUCAAAGACUGGAAUGCUAAGAUCAACUUUAGCUCAGCAAGGAACACCAGUGUAUUCAGUAGCAUGGGGCCCUGAUUCAGAAAAGAUUCUUUACACAGCAGGCAAGCAACUGAUCAUUAAACCUCUUCAACCAAAUGCUAAAGUUUUACAGUGGAAAGCUCAUGAUGGCAUUAUUUUAAAAGUAGAUUGGAACUCAGUCAAUGAUUUAAUUUUAUCUGCUGGUGAAGACUGUAAAUACAAGGUAUGGGAUAGUUACGGCCGCCCUCUGUACAGUUCGCAACCUCAUGAGCAUCCGAUUACCUCAGUUGCCUGGGCUCCAGAUGGAGAAUUAUUUGCUGUUGGAUCGUUUCAUACUUUACGCUUGUGUGAUAAAACUGGGUGGUCAUAUGCUUUAGAAAAGCCCAACACCGGCAGCGUAUUUAAUAUUGCGUGGUCAAUUGAUGGCACCCAGAUCGCUGGAGCCUGUGGAAAUAGACAUGUUGUUUUUGCACAUGUGGUGGAGCAGCGCUGGGAAUGGAAAAAUUUCCAAGUAACAUUAACUAAAAGAAGGACCAUGCAGGUUCGUAACGUUCUUAAUGAUGCAGUGGAUUUACUGGAAUUUCGUGAUAGAGUCAUUAAAGCAUCUUUGAACUAUGCACACUUAGUUGUUUCAACGUCUCUUCAGUGUUAUGUGUUCUCUACGAAGAACUGGAAUACACCACUUAUAUUUGAUCUCAAAGAAGGAACUGUUAGUUUAAUUCUGCAGGCAGAAAGACAUUUUCUACUUGUAGAUGGUGGUGGUAUCUAUUUAUAUUCUUAUGAAGGGCGCUUUAUUUCUUCUCCAAAAUUUCCUGGAAUGAGAACAGAUAUUCUAAAUGCACAGACUGUCUCUUUGAGUAAUGAUACCAUAGCAAUAAAAGACAAAGCUGAUGAAAAAAUAAUCUUCCUCUUUGAGGCAUCAACUGGAAAACCAUUGGGAGACGGGAAGCUUCUUUCUCAUAAGAAUGAAAUUUUGGAAAUUGCUCUGGAUCAAAAGGGACUUACCAAUGAUAGAAAAAUUGCUUUCAUUGAUAAAAAUAGAGAUCUCUAUAUUACUUCAGUGAAACGAUUUGGGAAGGAAGAACAAAUUGUCAAACUUGGAACAAUGGUGCAUACUUUGGCAUGGAAUGAUACAUGCAAUAUCCUUUGUGGACUUCAAGAUACUCGAUUUACAGUGUGGUAUUACCCCAAUACGGUUUAUGUGGACAGAGACAUUUUGCCUAAAACAUUACAUGAAAGAGAUGCAAGUGAAUUCAGUAAAAAUCCCCAUAUUGUGAGUUUUGUCAGAAAUCAGGUAACUAUAAGAAGAGCUGACGGCUCACUGAUUCACAUCAGCAUAUCACCAUAUCCUGCUAUUCUCCACGAGUAUGUAAGCAGUUCGAAAUGGGAAGACGCCGUAAGACUCUGUCGCUUUGUUAAGGAGCAAACUAUGUGGGCUUGCCUAGCUGCCAUGGCAGUUGCUAAUCGAGAUAUGACUACUGCAGAAAUAGCCUACGCAGCAAUUGGUGAAAUUGAUAAGGUUCAAUACAUCAAUUCUAUAAAAGAUCUUCCAUCUAAAGAAUCAAAAAUGGCCCACAUAUUAAUGUUUAGUGGGAACAUACAGGAGGCUGAAAUGGUACUUCUGCAGGCUGGCCUUGUUUAUCAAGCAAUUCAGAUCAAUAUUAAUCUCUACAAUUGGGAAAGGGCACUUGAAUUGGCUGUAAAAUACAAAACACAUGUUGAUACAGUUCUUGCUUACCGUCAAAAGUUUUUGGAGACAUUUGGCAAACAGGAAACUAAUAAACGAUACCUACAGUAUGCAGAAGGUCUCCUAAUAGACUGGGAGAAAAUCAAAGCUAAAAUUGAGAUGGAAAUUACUAAAGAACGAGAGCGAUCAUCAAGCAGCCAGCCCAGCAAGAAUUUUGGUCUAAAGCACUAAAUGCCAUGCUUACCUUUAAGAAGUUUUACCUUAAGAAAUUAAUUCUGAUUAACCAAGGAUAAGCAUGUUUUCACUGUUAAAGAAUCUUUAAGUGUAAGCAUUUAAUGUGUAUUUAAUACCAAAAGUAUAUUCAGAAAGACUAAGCACAAAAUAAUUGAUGUAAUUUCAUCUUUUAUAUUUUAGUUCAAUAAUUAGCAAAACAUUCUUAUAUGCUUCUGAUACAGCUGUGUAGUGAUGCUUACAUUCUAGUUUUCUGUCCAUUAUUUUAUCCUUGAAUGUUCAGUAUAAACAAGUAUUAAUGCUGAUAAUAAAACACUGGAUUCUUUAAAA